AUGUACUUGGAUAGCAAAGAUGACAGUACAAUUUCUAGACUACAAGAGAUGGAGCUGAAUCAGACAUCUUCACAUCAAGCCAGUUUAUCUGCAAAGGUGGCAGCCAAACCAGUGAGCAGAAGUUGCAAUGAGCUGCGGCUCUUGAAAGAGUAUCCUGGAAUGGUAGCAAGUCUUGGAGAGCCUCAGGCCCUGUGUGAACAGCCAGAAAUAGGGGAGGAUGGCUGCAUUGCCCUGGGGAAGGACUUCACUCCCGUGCCCAUGCAGGGAAGAUAUCACUUCAAUUUUUCCAAAUUAUUCAGCUCAAGGUCAAAAAACACUGGUUUUACAGAGAAGACACCACUACUGAAGGUUUCCUCAGAGGAAAAUGGGUUGCAGUGCAUGGCUCUUCAUAAUCCAGAUUUUACCACAGACGACGACUCAUGGGACAACAGCUCUGCAGAAUUUGAGCAAAGGUUUCAACUGGGAAGUGAAAUGACAAGUUUGUCCAGAUCAGCUUCUUCUGAGAAAUACGAAAUAUUGGACAGCCUUCAUGUCAAGUUCAAUUUAUCAAAGAUGAGGUGCUGUCUAAAAUUCCUAAAAGUUUCAGGCCUGUUUAUCUUUGUAGUUGUCUGCUCUAUUUUAUUUGGCAUUUAUCCAGACCAAGGUGUGCCCUGGCAGAUGUUGGCUGUAUCACCUCUGGAAAGCUUCUCUAUGAAUCUGAGUGACUCUCGUGAUUCUGCUCUCCUGAAGUUAGACAUAGGAGGCCCCUUUGGAGCACAGGGAGAUGAUGAGCAAACAGAGGAACACAUUGUGGUGCAGAUCAGCCAGAAUGAUGACACAGGAGCAAGGAGGAGGCGCCAGCAGCAGGUGGUGUACAACUGGUCUCUACCCUUAAGUUCAAGAAGAAAUCAGCAAAUCAUCACAACUAGAACCUUUCAGAUACCCAACAGAAGCACCAUCUUCAUAAACAUUCAAGCCUUCCUACAAGAGUCUGGAAGUGUUCCUCUCUCCAUGAAGCACCAAUACCUUCAUGCAAACAUAGAGGCACAAGUAACAAUUGCAUCCAUCAUCUUAGUAGGUGUCUACAUGCUGAUCAUACUGGAAAUUGUUCACAGGACCCUUGCAGCGAUGUUGGGCUCUCUGGCAGCUCUGGCUGCCCUGGCUAUUGUUGGGGAGAGGCCAAGUAUGGUCAUGGUGGUGGAGUGGAUUGAUUAUGAGACACUGGCAUUGCUGUUUGGAAUGAUGGUUUUGGUGGCCAUAUUUUCAGAGACUGGAUUCUUUGACUACUGUGCAGUAAAGGCUUAUCGGUUCUCUAGAGGGAAGGUGUGGGCCAUGAUUACUCUUCUGUGCCUCAUCGCUGCAAUUCUCUCUGCAUUUCUGGACAAUGUGACCACUAUGCUGCUCUUUACUCCAGUAACCAUAAGGCUCUGCGAAGUACUCAAUCUUGAUCCUAGGCACGUCCUGAUUGCAGAAGUCAUCUUCACAAAUAUUGGGGGAGCUGCCACUGCUGUUGGGGAUCCUCCAAAUGUGAUCAUUGUUUCAAAGCAGGAGUUGAGAAAGAAGGGAUUGGAUUUUGCAGCCUUCACAGGGCAUAUGUUUGUGGGUAUAUGCCUUGUUGUUCUGGUCUCCUUUCCUUUUCUCAGACUCCUUUACUGGAACAAAAAGCUUUACAAUAAGGAGCCAAGUGAAAUUGUUGAGCUGAAACACGAAAUCUACGUGUGGAGACUGACUGCGCAGCGCAUUAACCCUGCCAGCAGGGAGGAGACUGCAGUCAAGUGCCUCCUGCUGCAGAAGGUGCUGACGCUGGAGAUGCUCCUGAGGAAGAAGCUGAGGACGUUCCACAGGCAAAUUUCACAAGAAGAUAAAAACUGGGAAACGAAUAUCCAGGAACUCCAGAAAAAACACAGAAUAACAGACAAAAUUCUUCUCAUCAAAUGCCUGACUGUGCUGGGAUGUGUCAUUCUUAUGUUUUUUCUCAACUCAUUUGUUCCAGGCAUCUACCUAGAUCUGG
This is a messenger RNA of Acanthisitta chloris (rifleman), 1990 nucleotides long. It is a transcript of the gene OCA2, whose product is annotated as oculocutaneous albinism II. The transcript has 17 exons. The record is from RefSeq and is a predicted model, not a curated record. Gene Ontology annotation, biological process: transmembrane transport; melanin biosynthetic process; melanocyte differentiation. NCBI's taxonomy places the organism in Eukaryota, Metazoa, Chordata, Aves, Passeriformes, Acanthisittidae. The annotation marks the transcript as partial. Gene Ontology annotation, cellular component: melanosome membrane.